This is a messenger RNA of Helianthus annuus (common sunflower), 2301 nucleotides long. RefSeq names its product heterogeneous nuclear ribonucleoprotein 1. Gene Ontology annotation, molecular function: RNA binding. NCBI's taxonomy places the organism in Eukaryota, Viridiplantae, Streptophyta, Magnoliopsida, Asterales, Asteraceae. The transcript has 5 exons. The coding region runs from base 402 to 1802 and encodes 466 amino acids. The record is from RefSeq and is a predicted model, not a curated record.
CAGCUAACACCGUUAACACCCCGUCAUUAUUUAUGGAAAAAAUAAAAAAAUACAACAAACAUUCCAAUUUUCACAAAACAUUGAAGAUUAUAAAAAAAUGUUUCAAAUCGCGUGAGCUGAGUAAUUUAAAACCUUGCAGUCACCCCUUCAUUCAUUCCUCUUCUCUCAUGGUCUCCACAUUUUCUUACCCGUGAAGAAGAGGGUAGCUAAACAGCCAUCUUCUUCAAUCUCCCACAUCUUAUAUAACAAUAACAACAGAUCUUUCACCAAUCAGAUCUAAAAUUCUCAAUCUUUAUAUCUUAAUUGGAGUUUCGAUUGAUUGAAUCUUGAUCUGUGGAAGAUCCGAUGGUUUUUUGAUUGAAUCUGAGGAUACCCAUUUUGUAUUUAGUUUGUGAAUUAGAAUGGAAAUGGAGUAUGGGAAGCUGUUCAUUGGUGGGAUUUCAUGGGAUACAAAUGAAGAAAGGUUAAAGGAGUAUUUUCAAUCUUUUGGUGAAGUGAUUGAAGCUAUAAUUAUGAAGGAUCGGAUCACGGGUCGUGCUCGUGGGUUUGGGUUUGUUGUGUUUUCCGACCCGGCUGUUGCUGAAAGAGUUGUGAAAGAAAAACAUAUGAUUGAUGGUAGAACUGUAGAAGCAAAGAAGGCUGUUCCACGCGAUGAUCAACAGAUUCUCAACAGAAGCAGCAGCAGCGUUCACAGUUCACCGGGUCCCAUUCGCACAAAAAAGAUCUUUGUUGGUGGUUUGGCAUCCUCGGUCACCGAAAACGAUUUCAAGACCUAUUUUGACCAGUUCGGAACAAUAACCGACGUGGUGGUGAUGUAUGAUCACAACACACAGAGGCCUAGAGGUUUCGGAUUCAUUACUUACGAUUCUGAAGAAUCCGUUGAUAAAGCAUUGCUUCGAACUUUUCAUGAACUCAAUGGUAAAAUGGUUGAAGUCAAACGCGCGGUUCCAAAAGAGUCUUCUCCUAGUCCUAACAGGAACCAGAUAAGCGGAUUUAACUAUGGUUUAAGUAGAGCUAGUAGUUUUCUUAACUACGGUUUAGGUCAGGGAUAUAAUAGUCCAAGUUACGGACCGAGAAUGGAUGGUCGGUUUAGCCCGGUUUCCAUCAGUCGAUCUGGGUAUCCACCGUUUAGUCCGUCUAGUUAUAAUAUCGGAAUGAAUUCUGAUUCGGUUUUGGGUUUACACUAUGGAAGUUAUAACUCUAAUAUUGGAUACACGCGUGCGAUCAGUCCAGCGUAUAAUGCAGGUUCAAAUAGACAUGCUGAUCCGUUUGGGUACGGGCUGGGAGGAGGUGGCGGUGUGGAAAAUGGGUCGGUUUUGAACCCGACUAAUCAUAACAUGUGGGCGAACGGGAGCCAGAAUUUGAGCAACGUUUUGGCUACGGGAAAUCCGUCUGGCGGGAUUGGAGCAAUUUGGGGUAGUUCCAAUGGUGGUCAAGUUGGCGGUGUCGGUGUCGGUGUCGGUGGUGGUAAUGCUGGUUUCGUUGGCGGUAAUCUUAACUAUGGCAAUGAAGCGAGUACUGUUGGUCAUAGGAGCAACGGGAACAGGAUUACCAACGCGGCUUAUUCAUACGGCGUGAUUGAUGAUGAUGACGUUGGCGGUGAUAAACUUUUUGGUGGUGGUGGUAGUGGUGAUUCAUUAUUUGCGGACCCCACUUGGCGGGCAUCAUCUCCCGAGCUUGACGUAUCUGAUUUGUUUGGAUAUAAUCUCGGAACUGGAGCGUCGGAUGGUAUACCCAAAAACUCAGUUGGUUACGUCGGAUAUAGUGUCACGAAUAGAUCAAAUAGAGGUAUCGCUGCGUAGGAAGUUUGCUAAAUGGAGAUAUGCAGUUAUGAAGAUGAAGAAAGAUUGAAGGAUUUUGUGAAUUCAUAAAAUACACCCCACGGCAAAAGGUACAUUGCGACGUUGCGUACAUUUGGUUAGAUCUAAUUGGAGCGCGUGUUAAAUAGUACACAUUACAUGAUUUGGUUUUGAAAAUAGGUUUUUUGAACUGUGAGUUCAUAUGAGAUGUGAAUCUUGGAUUGCAGAUAAAGGUGGUGUCAUUAGUUAUGGUGACAUCAAGAUAUAUGGAAAAGAAGAAAAGAAAAGAAAAGAAAAGAAUUGAAUUGAUAUUUGUUGGUUUUUUUAAACUUUUUUUUUUGAUGUGAAUCCCAGAAAAGUUAUAGUUUUUGUAAGGUAAUGUGGUCUUUGAAUCCAUACUUAUUUUGGGGUUUGUUGCUGAUUUGAUUGUUUGAAAUAUUUGGUGGGAAAUACUCUUGUUGGAUGCUAAAUUGGGAUCAAUGAAAUUAGUCCAUAUUUAGUA